This is a messenger RNA of Dichomitus squalens LYAD-421 SS1, 1949 nucleotides long. RefSeq lists its product as uncharacterized. The coding region runs from base 734 to 1915 and encodes 393 amino acids. The transcript has 8 exons. The record is from RefSeq and is a predicted model, not a curated record. Lineage: Eukaryota; Fungi; Basidiomycota; Agaricomycetes; Polyporales; Polyporaceae.
CGGCUAUGACAACGAAGAGCAAUAUUCUAUGCGCGGCCGUGAGUACUGUUCGCUUGGUAUGACGCCGUGCAGUCAACUUAAUGCACGACGUACUACCUUCUGAGGCACGAGGUGUCAAAAUUAGAGUUUCACACACUGUAGAGCUUGAUGUUGCGCAUUCCUUUUGCUAAAAGGAGUCUGAACUCGGUACGUGUCAACGCGGUCACCAGCAUGACGCUGAUUUCCCAGUGAGCUUGGCACGGCCGUCGGAUACAUUCAUCCGCUUCGGCCUUCUUGUCAAGCAUCGUGCAAACCAUUUCAGGAAUAGGAGACGGUCCUUCGUUACUACAUCAACGGCGGGCCGAAGUACAGUAUGUUUUACGCGAUGGUAUAAUAGACUUGGGGAGGGCCGGACCAGCACCCACCAUCCUGGACGAUCUAUAGCCAGGUCUUGUACGCAUGCAUGCGGUUGGUAGGGCAGAAACCAGUCCUGUGGAUGUGGACAUGCGGCAUCGUGUGCUGCGGUAGGUACGGGCCUCAUGGUUGAUAGGGUUCUACAGCCCCGCGAACGUAACGUAAUGGCUACUCCCUCUGGCUUACUUCUUCGUCCUGGAUACCUUUUUUCGCAGGGCUCAACGCGUCUUCGCUCUCGAUUUGGCCUGAUGAUCAACGCAGGAGGACUUCGCGGGCGCAUGCUGAUCAGCCUGCCUCUGUUACGGGAAUCGUGCAGGCUGCCACUACCCGUUCGGCUUCCAUGGACAGCUCCUCGACUCUUGGCGCGCCCCAAAAAUCUGCAAAGAAAAAACUCUCAAAAUUUGCCGCCCGGCAGCGAGCUAAGGCUACCGCGACGCCUUCAGAUUCUGAUCCGGCCAUACCCACUGUCCCGCUCAGCACUGACCCGGCCAUGCAGGACGAGUCUCUCAGCCCCAGUGAUAUUCAACGUGCAGCCAUCCUUGCCAACAUCACGGGGCGACCAUAUGACGACAUUAAGUUUUUCGCCUUCUCGCGCCGGACACAGAACGGGACCGUCGAUAUCCCCCUUUCCCUUGUCGCCAACAGCAGGCUCGUACUCAAGGCUGCCCCUCAUUUUGGUCUCGUCUUUGGGGCCGGCUUUGCUGAGAGCGAAGUAUCCGACAUGGAUGCUGCCUACCCCUCCUCUCGUCCAGCGGCCACAGAGUCUUACGGCUACUGGUCUGAUAGUGACCUCGAGGACGAGGGAGAAGAUUUCACGGAAGAUCUGUCUGGCCAGAGCGUUGUGGAUGCCAGUAGUACUAGCGUGCAGGAUCGCAAGAUGUCUGAGAGCGAACCGAAGGGGAAAGAUAGGGAGGAAAGCGCCAGCACGGCCGAGCCAGCGCGCCAGCUGGACUCGGGACAACUUCCAUCGGAGUCCAAGAAAGCAAUUGUGAGACCGGGGCGUGUUGUUCACUUGGAUGAUGUGGCAUACACCACCUGGAAGGGAUUCAUCUUCUUUGCAUACUUCGGAGAGCUCAAUUUCGCGCCUCUCAAAUCUCAGCCAGGAAGUCUUAGAAUGGAGCCGGCAUCCCACGCUGCGCCUUUAUGCUCUCCGAAAUCAAUGUAUCGCAUUGCACAUAAGUACGACAUCUCGUCGCUGAGGGAAAAGGCUGUCGCAGAUAUCAAGGCCAAGCUCUCCCCCUCCAAUAUCCUCGAAGAGAUAUUCACGACCUUCACUUCGCUUUAUCCUGAAGUUCGAGAUGUAGAGAUCGAAUAUCUGCACUCGAACAUAACGGACAGAGGGAUCCAAGCGCGACUGCCAAUAUGGCUGACAAUGUUAGGGAAAAACGAGCUCCCCAGUGGUGCAUCCGACAUCAUUGCUUCCCUUAUCUCCAAGCUCAGUGUAAGUCCGGAACCUGUGAAGUGCCCUUACGGCUGUUACGGUACUGUCAGGAAGUACUGUAACAGCGGUCAUUACUUCUAAAUUGAGAAUUGAUGGCUUCAUUAUAUAUCAUGGC